AUGCAAGGUGGGAUCGAUGUAUCCUUUCCACACCUGACUGAUAAGCGAGCAAGGUUUGAAGCAGAACACCUCAUGAACAGGUUUUUGCACCUCAGCACCUAUGCAUGUGACAUUUCAGCACCACUAAAACAGGGGAAAUUUGCAGUGGUGAAGAAGUGCAUCCAGAAAGACACUGAAAGAGAGUUUGCAGCAAAAUUCAUGAGAAAAAGAAGAAAGGGCCAAGAUUGUCGGAUGGAAAUAAUCCAUGAAAUUGCAGUCCUUGAGCUGGCACAAUGCAACCUUUGGGUCAUUAACUUGCAUGAAGUUUAUGAAACUGCGACAGAAAUGAUCUUAGUCCUUGAGUAUGCUGCUGGAGGUGAAAUCUUUGACCAGUGUGUGGCAGAGAGAGAGGAAGCCUUCAAAGAAAAAGAUGUUAAACGACUUAUGAAACAGAUCUUAGAAGGAGUUUCAUUCUUGCACAGAAACAACGUGGUUCAUCUUGACUUAAAGCCUCAAAAUAUUCUACUAACCAGUAAGUCUCCUCUGGGAGACAUUAAAAUAGUAGAUUUUGGCCUUUCCAGAAUAAUGAAGAGCAGUGAGGAACUAAGAGAAAUUAUGGGAACUCCAGAAUAUGUAGCUCCUGAAAUUCUGAGUUAUGACCCGAUCAGUACAGCAACCGACAUGUGGAGCAUUGGAGUACUGGCAUAUGUUAUGCUAACGGGGAUAUCACCUUUCUUAGGGGAUGAUAAACAAGAAACAUUCUUAAAUAUAUCUCAAAUGAACGUAAGUUACUCUGGAGAAGACUUUGACCUCAUAUCAGAGUCUGCCGUGGAUUUCAUCAAAACUCUGCUGGUUAAGAAACCCGAGGACCGGGCAACUGCUGAAGAAUGUCUUCAACAUCCCUGGUUAGAACAAAGUGAUAAUCCUGCUUGCAGGGCCUGGAGUAAGAGUACAGAUGGGGAGACCAGUGAUGUCACCCAGGGAGAUGCAGAUUCUGCCUCUGAAAAAUCAGUAGAUGCUGAGAAGACUGAGGAGGAAGACGCAAUAGUGACAGAAGAACUAAUUGUAGUGGCAUCAUAUACACUGGGACAAUGUAGGCAGUCAGAAAAAGAAAAAGUAACUGAGCAGAAAGCCAUUUCCAAACGAUUUAAAUUUGAGGAACCCUUGCUGCAAGAAAUACCAGGAGAAUUCAUUUACUGAACUGCGUGGAGCUUCAUAGCUAUAACUGGAAGGCAAUGUUUUCUACUAAACAAAAAUAUCCUAGCCAAGUGAAUUUCUGAUAUGCAAUAAAUGUUCUAGAUAAAAGAAAAUGCUGAUAAAUCCAAGGAACAUGUGCCAAGUUUUUAAUUUCAUGGAACAGAUAACAAGAUUUCAAGUGGCUGACAAGUUAAAAGUUUGGUUUUUUCACAGUUUUUAGUUCUGUUGGGGUUUUGUUGUUGCUUGAUAGCAAAGGUUUUGUUAAUUGUUCCAGUGUUCUGGAGAAGUUGACAUUGGAAGUGUUUCAGUGACAGAUGUCAAGAGGAGUUUUU
Chaetura pelagica (chimney swift) is the source of this 1508-nucleotide messenger RNA. It is a transcript of the gene STK17A, whose product is annotated as serine/threonine kinase 17a. Lineage: Eukaryota; Metazoa; Chordata; Aves; Apodiformes; Apodidae. The record is from RefSeq and is a predicted model, not a curated record. Gene Ontology annotation, biological process: protein phosphorylation; positive regulation of apoptotic process; intracellular signal transduction. The transcript is spliced from 7 exons. Gene Ontology annotation, molecular function: protein serine/threonine kinase activity; ATP binding. Gene Ontology annotation, cellular component: nucleus. Bases 1 to 1179 code for a protein of 392 amino acids.